This is a messenger RNA of Penicillium nucicola, 189 nucleotides long. RefSeq lists its product as uncharacterized. The transcript has a single exon. Lineage: Eukaryota; Fungi; Ascomycota; Eurotiomycetes; Eurotiales; Aspergillaceae. The record is from RefSeq and is a predicted model, not a curated record. The coding region runs from base 1 to 189 and encodes 62 amino acids.
AUGGUCUCCACGUACCGUACAUCCUUCCUGAUCCCCAUCAAGGUUCUUUCCGGUGUGCCUGAAAUCAUCAAUCUCCGGGACGGGGUCGAAACGCUGCUGCUUGGAUACUAUUACAUAUUCCACAUGGAUAUCGUGAUCAGCCCUGAGGCGGACUUUUUGGUCGUGGGAGAGAGGAUGGAGCAGACAUAG